Boeremia exigua is the source of this 1576-nucleotide messenger RNA. RefSeq lists its product as uncharacterized. Gene Ontology annotation, molecular function: 4 iron, 4 sulfur cluster binding; cyclic pyranopterin monophosphate synthase activity; GTP 3',8'-cyclase activity. Lineage: Eukaryota; Fungi; Ascomycota; Dothideomycetes; Pleosporales; Didymellaceae. The record is from RefSeq and is a predicted model, not a curated record. Gene Ontology annotation, biological process: Mo-molybdopterin cofactor biosynthetic process. Bases 211 to 1497 code for a protein of 428 amino acids. The transcript has 2 exons.
CUCGCCGCUGACAUCGCGCCGCCCCUCCCCCACUUACAUGUUCUGACUAACCCAUUGGCAUUGGUGCGCCAGCGAGGAUCCUCGGGCGGGCGUGCUAGCGCGCGGAAACUCGUCGUUCAGUCAUCGUCGCCCUCCGCCGCACAGUGUUAUAGAGCUGCGUGCGCCCGUGACCAAUGUGCGACGACGCUCGACCGACCUCGACUCUCCCUCAUGGCGCCCAUGGUUAGACUCGGGACCAGCCGCGGCCCGGCGGCGCUGCGCGCGCUGCAGAUGCGCGGGGUGGCGACGGCCGCGGCGGUGCGAGAUAUCACUGGUGUCCCGCCUGUGUCGCAGUCGCGGCAGCUGGCACAAGAGCGCAUCCGCGCGGUGGACCAGACAAAGCCGUUCUCCGACUUUCUCACGGACAACUUCCAGCGCCAGCAUGACUACCUGCGGAUCAGCAUCACCGAGCGCUGCAACCUGCGGUGUCUGUACUGCAUGCCCGAAGAGGGCAUUCCGCUGUCGCCGCCCGCGACCAUGCUCACCACGCCCGAGAUCUUCUACCUCUCCUCGCUCUUCGUAUCGCAGGGCGUCACCAAGAUCCGCCUGACGGGCGGCGAGCCCACCGUGCGCCGCGACAUCGUCCCGCUGAUGCAGCAGAUCGGCAGCCUGCGCCCGAAAGGCCUCCGCGAACUCGCCCUCACCACAAACGGCAUCUCGCUGCACCGCAAGCUGGACGCCAUGGUCGAGUCGGGCCUGACCGGCAUCAACCUCAGCCUGGACACACUCGACCCGUUCCAGUUUCAGAUCAUGACGCGGCGGAAGGGCUUCGAUGCCGUCAUGAAGUCCAUCGACCGCAUCCUCGAGAUGAACAAGCUGGGCGCCAACGUCAAGCUCAAGGUCAACUGCGUCGUCAUGCGCGGCCUGAACGAGCGCGAGAUCCUGCCCUUUGUCGAGAUGGGCCGCGAGAAAGACAUCGAGGUGCGCUUCAUCGAGUACAUGCCCUUCGGCGGCAACAAGUGGAGCGAGAACAAGAUGAUCAGCUUCCAGGAGAUGGUCGACAUCAUCCACACAAAGUACCCGGCCAUGGCGCGCAUCCAGGGCCACAAGAACGACACGAGCAAGACGUACCAGGUGCCGGGUUUUGUGGGCAAAGUCGGCUUCAUCUCCAGCAUGACCAACGACUUCUGCAACACCUGCAACCGCCUGCGCAUCACCAGCGACGGCAACCUGAAAGUGUGUCUGCACGGCAACGACGAAGUGUCUCUGCGCGACCUCCUGCGCAAGGACAACAACAACGCGCCCAUCGACGACGCCGCAUUCGAGCGCAUAAAGCAGGUUGAAAUGGACCGCGCGGCCGGGCGCCCCAGCGACGCGACCGUCCUGGGCUGGGGCCCGCGCGAGCGCGAGCUCCUCGCCGUCAUCGGGCAGGCCGUGAAGCGCAAGGCCGAAAAGCACGCCGACAUGGGCGACCUCGCGGCCAUGCAGAACCGGCCCAUGAUCUUGAUUGGUGGGUGAAUGUCUUCCCUUUUGUUCUCACGGCUGGAUGGGCUCACGAUACCACGGCGGGUGUGGUGGCGUUGCACAGCCGGCGUUG